Staurois parvus is the source of this 385-nucleotide messenger RNA. NCBI's taxonomy places the organism in Eukaryota, Metazoa, Chordata, Amphibia, Anura, Ranidae. The record is from the annotation of a GenBank genome assembly.
UACUGAGUGAGCUGUGAGUGGUCACAGCUUGUCACAUGGUACAAGGCUGUUGUGAAUAGCCUUGUACCAUGUGACCUCUGUGAUCAUUCACAGAUUUCACACAUAGUAAGCAAUGAUGUCACAAGUGACAUCUUGCUUACUACUUUGCAUGUGAUCACUGAUUCGCCAAUCAGUGAUCACAUGAUCGGGACCUCGUACAGAGGUCCCGUCCGACGAUUGGUGUUUCACUGUGUCCGGAGGACACAGCGGGCACCGGAUCGCGGUGGUGCGCGCUCCCAGGGAGCGCGCACAGCUAGAAAAGGCGGGUGCCGUCCGCCACCGCCCUGCCGUUUCUGUGCCGCCCUGUAGCAGUACUUCUGCUAUAGGGCGGACGGGAAGUGGUUAA